Molecule: messenger RNA, 4360 nt
Organism: Cyprinodon tularosa
Lineage: Eukaryota; Metazoa; Chordata; Actinopteri; Cyprinodontiformes; Cyprinodontidae
Gene: perm1a
Product: PPARGC1 and ESRR induced regulator, muscle 1
Exons: 4
Coding region: 126-3872 (1248 amino acids)
Biological process (GO): regulation of DNA-templated transcription; response to muscle activity
Cellular component (GO): cytoplasm; nucleus
Source: RefSeq, a predicted model, not a curated record
UCUUGCAGGAGAAACGCCCACCAGAAAGAGUAUGACAUGGCUCUGCAGGGUCUUCCUCCACCUCUGAUCCGGGUGGAACGAGGUCUCAGCUGAAGCAGGACAGGUUCUGUUGAGCCCAAAGCCAGAUGGAAGACUUUGAUUUCAGCUUGGAGAUCAGUGACCGAGACUGGGAGUGCUUCUUUGCAGAGUGUGAAGAGUGCAACCUGCAUCCUCCAUCAUUGGCACGUGUGGACGAUUCAGGAAUGAGUGAUUUCGAUGACUCUUUUCUCACCCAGAGAUCCCGAAAAGUUGACCUGACACCAAGUUCCCCAGUGUCUGACCUCCCUGUCAGCAGCCCUGCAGAAGACGCUGGCUCUCCUGCUGCGGUGCAAGGCUUUGGUAAAGAUGAGAGCAGUGGAUUUGAAAGCGUUCUCUCGGGUAGUGAGGAGGACAUACACCUUCAGUCUGUCAACAUAUUUUUUGAAAGGCUAAAAGAUCUAGGAGAGGCAGAUACGAGCCAAGAGACAGAUGGAAACAACAAAGUGACCAAAAAAGAGGAACAGCAGGUCAGUGGAAGGACUCUGCCAAAAAGUUUCCCUAAGUCAAACACCUCACCUGAUAGGGUGGAAAAUGCAUUUGGCAAAGAGUCUCAGAGGCCCAUUGACUCCAAUGGAAACAUCAACACAAUGAAAAUAGUUACAGCUGAGUCCAAUUUUUUUUCAGAACCUGAAACCUGCAGCACCUCUUCCCUAAGUUUCUGUAAAUCACCAGGAACAGAGUUAUACAUAACAGAGGAAGACUUCACAGACAGCGUACCAGAUGAUGAAGCACAGUACAAUCUACUUCACGACUCAGCAGAGAGCGUUUUUGGCUCAGACACAAAUGCUCAGUCCUGCAGAUUGGAAAUGUGGAGAAGUAUGGAUGACAUCGUCAAGCAAGAUUUGCUGACAAGUCCGGAAACUUUCUGUAAAAGGUGCAGCAGCAGAGAAGAUCAGGUGUCGACCCCUGAGGGGUCUCAGUUAGUCUCCAUGAGGAGGAAGAGGAGGAAGAAGAGAAGACUCAGUCUGGAGGCAGGUGAAGGUGGACAUCCUUGCGAGAGGCACUCAAAGGGGGAGCAGUUCACGGUAAAAGAGGAAAGACGUUUGUUUUUAUCGACGGAGAAGCUUGAUUUUAAAGAACAACAGAAAAAUCUGACGUAUGUUCUGACUCCCAAUCCCACCGCCAUCAAGUUCCCAGAGAAUUUCUCUGCUCAGGAGAUAAAAAUUGAACUCUCCCUGUCUGUUUCUCCGAGUGACAAUCAAUGCCAACAAUCUCCACUAAGAACAUGUGCGUUUGGCAAUUAUCCCACCAACCACACACCCAGCCCCCCCCUGAGCCAAAGUGAUGACAUUGCUAAUGAUGCAGCAGAUUUACAGCCAAACAGUGAGUUUCAGGUUACAGAAUCACCUGGUUUGUUUGAAAAAUCAUUCUUGCCAGGUUCUGGUGCUGAAGUGGAAACAGAAAAGUCAGAAAGUCAGAAGCAGGAAGAAGAAUCUGCCAAACUUCAGCCGUCUGAUGAAAGAAAUGUGUCGCUCAGUGACUGUGAAAAUGAACAAAAUGUAAAACAUUCAACAGCAGAAGUCAAAUCACUCAACACUUUACCGGCUGCAGGGUCAUGUGCUCUUGCUAUGGAAGUUUUCCAAAAUGACAAACUAUCCUCUGCUAUGUCAGACCUGGCCACAGAGACUGGAAAUUCUGGCCUGGACAAAUGCACAGCAUGUCAAAAUGAUUCUGAACAUCAAGAACAGCUGGAGAGUGUUGGUCCAAACACAAAUCAAAAUAGCUCUGCAGAGGACCACACUCACCUUUCUGUGCACACAACUGGAGGGAUCAUUUCUUUUCACCCAAAGGCAUUCCACAGCGAGACUUUGGAUGAAGUUAUCGACACUUACUUAACAUCAGAGCAUCUUGAAAGGUUGCCUAAUGAAAGUUGUUUGUCUGGAGAUAUUUCUUGUUUCGAAUCAGACCAACGACUAGAUCUGUCAGAGGCUUUGACUUCAAACGUCGAUUCAGAGAAAAACAAAAAAGAAAAAUCUGAAAUAUUGGAUUCAACAAGCAACAUUCAGACAGAAAACGAAGCUUCCCAAAGAGAAAACUUCCAAGCCAGUCCUUCAGAUAUCAUGCAUGUGUCAUCCAGUGUCUCUCUGGAUGCAGAAUCUGUCCUUUCACUUUAUAAUGAAAAUAAGUUUCUCAUUUGUUCAUCUAUUAUUGAGCAGGAAUCGGAUCAAGCUGUAGAAGGGCGGCCCAAUCUUUUGUCUGAUAAAGAAGUACACCAUGCUUCUUCUGGAUCCAAAAGCCAAGUUGAAUCAACGCUUGACUUGGCAAACGAAGCUGCACAGGUCAUCACUGAAUCCACAGAAAUUGAAAAACCGGAGAAGAUGCCAAACUCUGUGUUUGCCAUGUCUUCAUUUUGGAGGGAGAUGGAGAAACUGACAAUAAACGACAUUUUGGGUCUACGAAACGAGGGAAAAUUUUCUCUACCAGACACACUUCCAGCUGUUAAAGAAAGUGAGGACACAGCGGAAGAUUCAGGCAUUUAUAUUGAAGACGAGGAUUCUAAGCUGGUAGAUGCUACAGAGGAAAGAUGUGAGGCUGUUUUGUCGUGCCCACAAACUCUUACCUGGCAAAGACAACCUGUGCUAAUAAUCCAAAAUCCAGACAUUUGUCCAGAGCGCACUGUGUUGGAACCUGAGACAUUUUCAUCUCAACCUGUCCUCAGUGAAAGGGCACAUAAAUGCCUUAAGAAGAUUUCUAAAACAGUCAGUGUGCACAAUUUACAGGCUCUGGAAUCAGAGUCUUUUAGCUACAGGUGCAAAGAGGAUGCAGUACAAAUCUUGGAAGAGCAGGAUCCCGAAAAGUUGACAUAUCUCACCGGGACUGCAAAAACAGAGAAAGACACUUUACCUUCAUCCUCAACAAACAGCUACAACAUCUCAUUCGCAGACAUAUUUCAGUAUUUCUUUGGAGGCAAAGAGUCAGCUUCCAGCCAGUCACCAGAAGAAGAUUCACCCACCUUCUACGCCGGUGGAAAUUCUGUCCCUGAAACAUACGAUCAUUUCUUUUCAGAGUUUGAUGAGGAGAGCUUCUUCUACCCGCUCUUAACAGCAGAAGAGAAAAAUGAAGAUAAGCCAGUUCCUAUAUUCUCAUACUCUCGCUCAACUAGAAACUUCCAGUUCCCAGAGGCCUAUGAGCAUUUCUUUGCAUCCUCCUCAUCUGAUGAUUCCUCCUCAGAAUCUGAGGAAGAAGAAAACUGUCGCCCUGUCAAGGUGGUGAGCAGGUUCAGCCAUAAGGUGAACUCCACGCAUGUUACCACCGAUAUAUAUGAGAAUUUCUUCACGGAUGGCGACAUCACAGGGGAUCUCUUCUCUUUGAGUUCACUCUCCUUCCGAAAGAUUAGCUUCAAACCAUCUACGACCCAGGAGGGGACAAAGUCACUCGUCCCUGUAAGGCAGAGCUCCAGACACCAGUUUCAGAAUAUUGAGUUUCCAGUAAACGCGCUGGGCAAUCCAGAUGUGAUGUUCCCCGAUCCACUGCUGUACCACCUGGAGGAAAGGAUCUCCAGACAGCUCGCACUGGAGCAAUGCAGAUAUGAAGGCUUGGAGGUGGCUGUUUCUAAUCCAAGGUUAGAUGCCCCCCUCCUGCCUCUGAACCAGUCGGAUAUGUGUUUGGUUUGUAUUGCUUUUGCAUCAUGGGUGCUAAAGACUGCUAAUCCUCAAAUUGGUGAUGCCUGGAAGGCCGUUCUGCUGGCAAAUGUAAGUGCCCUGUCAGCCAUCAGAUACCUGCGCAAGUAUGUCAAAGUAGAGGCGGCACCCACUGAGACGAGGUCCCGCCUUCCUGCUCUGACAGAGUCUUGAUCUUUCUGCAUCUAAACAAACUGUGAUCUCUUUCCUAUAAAUCUCCUAUAAAUUUCCUAUAAAUCUAAAUCUUGAUGAAUUUGUGCUUCCAAAACCUGACAUAGAUUUUACCUCAUUAUCAGAGCUCUGCUGAGCUUAGCUGUUUCCUAGUGAUACGGUUUAGCCUUUUGAUUCAGAUGUUUAAGAGAAAGAUCAAAUCUAAAAGCUGCAGGACACCAGCCCUCCAGAGAAUUGUGCUGAAGUUCUGUUGAUGUUUCUAAGAUUUCAAUUUCAGGCUCUUUAAUUUUGAUUCUGAAUCCUGUAAAACCUGAGAGCAUUUGUAUGAGGUUUAAAAUGACCAAAGAUUAAAAAAAGAAAUUUGUUAAAAAUUAAGUUUGAGAAAUUUGUAAAUAAUAUUUCUGAAAGAAGAAGAGAGGCAGGUUUUCUCUGAGCUGUACAGACUUGGGAUGACAGAUGAAUGUGUGAUAAAUAAAUGUAAAUUUGAAGCA